This is a messenger RNA of Durio zibethinus, 2792 nucleotides long. The record is from RefSeq and is a predicted model, not a curated record. Lineage: Eukaryota; Viridiplantae; Streptophyta; Magnoliopsida; Malvales; Malvaceae.
AAUGUUUAAUUCCAUUUGGCACUUGAUGGUUUCCUAGUCAACCUUUGGUUUAGCUGAUUUCUAUUUCAGGUCUUAAAAAAUUGAGCAAACUGAAAGUCCUGAACCUAAACUCAAAUAAGCUCAACAUGAGUACUUUACUGUCUCUUGGGAAUCUCCAUUCGCUCAAGAGGCUUUAUAUCAACGAUAAUAGCUUGGAAGGAUCCAUUACUAUUGAAGGACUUAACAGUUUGAGAAACAUGGAGGUCUUGGAUGUCUCUUCCAGUAAUAUUAGCAGCAACUUUCUUCAGGUUUUAGACUACAUGAUAGGCUUAUACUUGCGUGAUAAUACUCUCAAUGGCACCACGGAUUUGCUUGGUAAUUCUAGUUGUACUUGAAAACCAAGUGCUUUAAUUGAAUUAAAUUAACAAGUAUUUAUUAUAUUAACUUUGUUUUCUAACAAUUUUGGCAGGCUUGUGCAAACUUAGGGAUCUUGAAGAGUUGGAUCUCAGUCAUAACAGUUUCAAAGGCACAAUCCCUUCCUGUGUUGAAACCUUGACAUCCCUUUGAGUUCUGGAUAUCUCUAGAAACAGGUUUUCGGGGAACAUCAGUUCAUCUUUCAUCUCUAGCCUCAUUUCCCUUGAGUUUCUUUCCCUUUCUCACAAUGUAUUCCAAAGUUUGGCCCCAUUUUCCUCAUUUGCUAACCAUUCUAAGCUUGAGGUCUUUGAGCUUAUCCGUGAUAACAAUGGAUUAAUGGUUGAAAUCGAUGAUCAUAAUUGGGUUCCACGCCUCCAACUGAAGAUCUUCCGUCUUUCAGGCUGUUCAGUUGAUGAAGGAUCCAUGUUCAAAUUUCUUUCUUACCAAUAUGAUCUUAGAGUGAUUGAUCUUUCUGAUAACAACUUGGAAGGAGAUUUCCCUACUUGGUUGAUGGAGAAUAAUACAAGAAUGGUAGAGCUAUAUUUGAAAAAUAAUUCUUUCAAAGGCCAAUUUCCUCUUCCAUCUCGUCCUAGCACAUUCAUCUCCGUUGUUGAUAUUUCCAGCAAUCAGCUUCAAGGACAUAUCCCAUCAAACAUAAGUGUCUAUCUCCCAAAUCUGAAACAUCGGAAUCUCUCAACGAAUUCCUUCAAAGGCAGCAUUCCUUCUUCAUUCGGUGAUAUGAAAAAUCUGCUCGCUUUGGACCUGUCAAACAAUUAACUCUUGGGAGACAUACCUGAUAGCUUGGUCUCUGGCUGCUUUCUUUUACAUGCUCUAAUAUUGUCAAACAGUAAUCUUAGUGGCGAAAUGUUUCCAAAGUUUUCUAAUCUGACCAGCUUAGAAAUACUGCGUUUGAAUGGGAAUCUCUUUCUUGGAGAAAUCCCAGAUAGUUUGCUCAGCAGCUCAGACUUGGAGAGUCUAGAUGUUAGUUAUAACUCCUUAUCAGGUAAGCUGCCAACUUGGAUGGGAAAUUUGACUUAUCUGCAAGCACUUUUGAUGGCCGGGAAUCAUCUUGAAGGACCGAUUCCCACUGAGUUUUGUUCAUGUGAGAACAUUGAAAUUCUUGAUCUUUCGCAGAACAAUCUCUCAGGCUCUAUCCCAUCUUGCAUUAGCCCAAUAUCCCUUCGCCAGGUAUACCUGCAUGACAACAAGUUCACGGGACGAAUAACAAAAUCCUUCUCUCAAAGCUUAUCUUUGGUGACUCUAGACAUCAGAAACAACUACUUGACCGGAGGUAUUCCCAGCUGGAUUUCCAAUCUCAGUUUGAGCAUUCUUCUUCUGAAAGAAAACCAGUUGGAAGGAAGAAUCCCUGUUGAGUUGUGUCAGUCGUCUAUGAUGACUAUGCUAGAUCUUUCUCACAACAAUCUCUCAGGUCCUAUUCCUUGUUGCUUGAACAAGAUACCAUUCAAAAUAGAGUUUCGUUCUGGAAAAUUUCGUAUAGCUGUUUCUCUGGAUAGUGAUCUACAGUUGUCAGCCUAUUCAUAUGAAAGCAGCUAUAUAGAGUUACUUCAAAUACCUUCUUAUGCUAAACCUGUAUAUUAUGAUAUAUCCUCUGUUGAGUUCACAACCAAGAACAGUCUGACUUCUACAGGAACAACUUUUUAUACAACAUGACUGGAAUUGAUCUCUCCUGGAAUAAAUUGACAGGCAGAAUACCACCUGAAAUGGGGGAGCUAAAGCUAAUCAGUGCACUAGAUCGUUCACAUAAUGAAUUGAAUGGUUCAAUUCCAACAACCUUUUCGGGCCUAAAGAACAUAGAAAGCUUGGACCUUUCUCACAACAAGUUGACAGGAGCAAUUCCUCAACAGCUUACUGAGCUGACUGCGCUGGGAUAUUUCUCUGUUGCUUACAACAAUUUAUCUGGUAAAAUACCUGAUAAAGCGCAGUUUGGUGCUUUCGUGGAAAAUAGCUAUGAGGGAAAUUCUUUUCUUUGCGGGCCAAUGUUGAAGAAAGACUGUAACCCAACUCCGGAACAAUCACCUGCGGGUCAUGAGGAGGGAGAGAACAGCUUUAUGGAGAUGCUGGCUUUUUACUUGAGUUUUCUUGUGGCUUACGUAACAGUGCUGGUGGUAUUUACUCUUUACAUCAACAUGAACUGGAGAAACAAGUGGUUUCAUCUAGUUGAUGCCUGUAUCACUACUUGUCUUUGUAAGUCGACCAAUCAAAAUGAUUAGAAUUUCAUCAUUGUUUAAAAUAAAAUGCAGAAGGAAGCUGAAGGCAUGCACCAAUGUUCCAGCAAAACACAGAGUCAAAUGUGUAAAAUCCCAUGAUAAUAAACUUUUGGUGAUUGAAGCAUAAUUAGAUACUAGACCUUUUUUUUUUUGUUUAAAAACAAAGUACUA